Sporisorium graminicola is the source of this 3774-nucleotide messenger RNA. RefSeq lists its product as uncharacterized. Lineage: Eukaryota; Fungi; Basidiomycota; Ustilaginomycetes; Ustilaginales; Ustilaginaceae. The record is from RefSeq and is a predicted model, not a curated record. The coding region runs from base 1 to 3774 and encodes 1257 amino acids. The transcript has a single exon.
AUGAUGGACGCUUCGCUCCCAGCCGACCAGAGCGGAUUGUCAGAUCUGUCGACUGAAUCCAUAGACGGCAUCGGGCAGCAAUAUCUCGGACCUCCAUCGCCUUUGAUAGACCAGCAGCCAUCGUCACUACCGCAAACGCCACUCCAGGUUCACGCAAAUGCUAAUCCAACACCAGGUCCGAGCCGGAUCAGCAUGAACGCUGUAAACAAGUCAAGCGCUGCUUGGACACCGAGCCCAGAUGCAUCUUCGUCCCGUUCCAAGUCCAUCAGCCGGUCCAUCCACCGAUCGUCUCCAAGGAAUGGUAACGGCAACGAAAGUAUAGGCUCAAGCUUGGGCACUUUCGACUACAGCAACGCCUCGUUCAGCGAGAGUUUCCUUCGCCAGGCAGGCGCCCACAUGCUUGCUGGUUUGGACGAGACCGAAAUGCCAACCCCAGCCGCCUCUUCAUCAUCAUCUUCGUCAUCACCAAGGUACCGCACAUCUUCGUCACCCACAGUAACAGCGAGGCCCAUUCGCACAGCUGACCCAAGGACACCUUUCACCGGGAAGAGCCUGCGCACCCGCAUGGCAGAGGCAGGAGUGAUCGACAGCCCUGCGUCGUCCGAUGGCAGCAGUCCAACUUCGAGCCCGACCACCCGCAUGAUCCCAGACUCUUACACCCGUUCCAUAUCAUUUCAGCAAGAAGAGCAUGUCGAGUCGCACAGCCCCUUUCCAUCCGUACAAUCCCCGAGGGUGGCGUACUCACCAUCUUUGGAAAGGGUACGAAACGGACACGACGGUUCUCCUCUUCCGCACGACAGGUCGACCACGGGAGAUAGCGAUUGGCAGGAGGGUCUAUCAAUGGUGCCAGAGGAGUCCUACGUAGAGGACGUCUUGCAACUGCCACCGUCACCCGCUGUCGACCAUGCUGUCUCACAACCCUCUUUUGGGCUCGAUGAGCGUUCAAGCACCUCUAUUCUGCUGAACAAGAGCUCGAAAACAAUCGCAAAUGCGUCGAGUUCGUCUAUUUCUGCACCAAAUCAAGGCUCCGCGUCGAAGGACGACGCUGCCCCACCUGUUUCGACACCAUCACGCAGCGAGUCUCCUGACAACGACUUUGCGUCACCGCAAGCAACUUCAUCAGAAGCAACACCAGCACAGGACUCUGACGCAUCACAGAGUCGUGACAGUACCCCGUCUCUUCCCGCAUCACCGCGUUCGAAUCUUGCAGCACCAGCCACACCCUCGACGGCCCCUCGCACUGUCCAUACACCGCGAUCCUUUGCCAGACUGCGAGUGGGAACCCCCGUUCGGUCUUCGCCUCUUUCGCGCGUUGUUAACUUUUCGCCUGCAUCGACAGGCUCUGCUACCUCGCAAUGGCAGAGUCCCGUCAGUCAGAGGGGCAGUGUUCACGCCCUUGCGUCUUCACCAGCUCCCUCAUCAAAUGAAACUAACGCUACCCAGGCCGUCGAGCAAGACGCUUCGUUCAUCUCAGCGAGAGACGAUGCACACGCUUCUCUCGCCAGAUCGACUCAGUCGCAGGCGAAUGCAAAAGAGCACGCCUCGCAUCCACAAACGCCGAGCAGCGCGACUCCUCUCCCGCAUAUCACCGCAACUCCAUCCCGCUCAUGGUCACCAGCAACCUCGGCCUCGUUCGCAACUCCCGCAUCGCAUCGCCAGUCACCUGCGCCAGCCACUCCAGCCUUCUCCCAACCGCAAAGUGCAGCUCGCUGGACUUCUCGAACAGACGCAUACUCUUCGCCAGCAGUCGACUUUGGCACACCGCAGUGGAGUCCCUUGCCUGCCCCCGUUGUGGGCAAGAUCGAGCUGAUUGAUGAGACCGCAGAAGCCAAGCUAGAGUCGAACAAGAGCAUCGUAGAGCCGAUCGAAGGGGAACAAGAGGAGACUGCAUCGUCGUCUGCCUGUUCGUCCGCUUCCGCCGCCUCGGAGCGGAAACAAAGUGGUGAUGUUUCAACGUCCUCCCAACCUGCUGUCGAGUCGUCUUCGCGCAAGAAGGAAGUAGAGGAACUAUCGCUGGCCUCGACAACACAGCAAUUCGACUCGCCGUCCGCAGCAAGGUUCUCUCGCAUGCAGCUUUCGCACAUCUUGCCACCGACGGCCUUGGUUCCGGCCGAACUGGCGUCCGUCCCAGAGCUAGGGCUGGUCGCAAGCGCGUUCGACUCGCUCAGCCACCUUUCCGAUUCGCGCAUCUCACGGCUCGUGGCGCAGCUCUCUGCCUCCACAGCACGGAUCGAGGAGCUGGAGAGUGCUCUGGAGGCGAGAGAGAGCGAGCGGGAAGAGCUACAGGAUGUGCGGUUAACACUGUCCCAGCUCUCGGUGCAGUACGACGAGCUGGUUCAGGAGACGGAUGAGAAAGAUGCUACUAUGGCAGAGUUGGUUGAGAAGCUGAAGGUGCAGUUGCACGACAGUGGGAGAGGGAGGGAAGUAGAGUUGGAACGGCAAUUGCAGGAGGAGCGGAGAUUGAGGGAGGUCGAGAGGCGCGAUUACGAGGUGCGCAUUCAAGGGUUGAUGAAUCCAGCCGUUGCUGCCUCUGCUCCUUUGAAAGAGGAUUUCCGAUCACAAACAACAAACGGCGAUCAGCUACACAUGGCGAUAGAGCAAGCAAAGGAGCAGCUGCGGUCGACACUGGAGAAGGACUUUGAAGUUCGUCGAACUAUGGAGCAACGGGAACUUCAAGUGCGGAUUGAGCAACUAGAGCGCGAGCUGGCCUCCGCUGCUAUAUAUACCUCUGAUGCCAAGGGCGGCGCUGCAGUGGACCACGAACAUGAUUCCGAACUACAACGCCAAGUGGGCCACCUCACCUCCGAGUUGGAUCGCCGCUUCGAAGAGCUACACGAUCUGCGGGAGGACUUCGAGUCAAUCACCCAGCAAAAAGACCAGGCCGAGGAGAAAGUGCCACUACUCGAGCAGGAGCUGGACGAGGCUCGAUCACAAGCGCACGACCACAGCGUUAGCAAUAGCAGCGGCAACAGCAAGGUCUACACGCAGCUCGAAGAAGAGCUGGACAAAGCGCGAUCGAUGCUCGCCGAACGAGAUGCUGAGAUCUCAAGAUUGCAAGAGACGCUUUCGCUUACCAACGCACGUCUCGCCUCCCUCGCUUCCGAGCACGGCGCCCUGGUCGACCAGCACGACCACCUCUUGCAACUUCACACGGACACCUCGGCGCGUGUGGCACAGCUCGAGUCGCACAUCUACACUCUUGAGACACAACUCCGCACGCGCACACCCAUCAAGCCUACCGACUCUUCCUCCGCCACCUCCGCCGCCGAAGCACUUGCGGGCACACCAGCAACGGACAGAGUAAGCCGACUGGAACGCGAGCUGGCAUCGCUGCAGCUCGAACUGGUCAAGAUGGGCAAAGCCAACGACGCGCUGCAAGAGGACAACAUCCACUUCUCUAUUGCGUUGAGCGCUAAGCAGCUCGAGCUGGGCAUGGUGAAGAGAAACGCCAGGUUUGCAUUGAAGAAUGCUCAGGCUCACGCGAGCGCUGCUACCCACGUCGGGCUGCCGAGGAGUAAGAACGUUGAAGCGGCCAGCGGUGGGAGUGAGGAGGAGAAGAGGCAGGAGGUGGUGUUUCCAGCGGUGCCGAAAGGCGAGUUUGGUGGGCAAGAGGAUGUGGCGCAAGGGAAGGAGAAUGCGCAGGGCGAGCAGGUCCAGGUCAAUGAGGCGAGGUUGCACGCUCGACAGAUGCUCGCCCAGCGACGUGCUACAGCCGAAGCGAAUGGCCAUGUGGCACAUGGGGCAAGGCGGAAUCGUCCUCUGGUGGCUGCAUAG